This is a messenger RNA of Marmota flaviventris (yellow-bellied marmot), 648 nucleotides long. RefSeq names its product olfactory receptor 9S13. Lineage: Eukaryota; Metazoa; Chordata; Mammalia; Rodentia; Sciuridae. Gene Ontology annotation, cellular component: membrane. Gene Ontology annotation, molecular function: olfactory receptor activity; G protein-coupled receptor activity. Gene Ontology annotation, biological process: G protein-coupled receptor signaling pathway. The record is from RefSeq and is a predicted model, not a curated record.
UGUGCCACCCAGCUGUUCUUCUUCUCCUUACUGGCUACCACUGAGACUUUCCUCUUGGCUGUGAUGGCCUAUGACCGCUUCUUGGCCAUCUGCAGCCCCCUGCAGUACCCUGCGACCAUGUGCUCCAAGACAUGCUCUCGCCUGGUGCUGGGCACCUACUGUGGAGGCUGCCUCAACUCCAUGGUGCAGACCAGCCUCACCUUCCAGCUGCCCUUCUGCGGCUUCAACCGCAUCAACCACUUCUUCUGUGACGUCCCCCCGCUGCUCCAGCUGGCCUGUGCCAACACGGCUCUCAAUGAGCUUCUCCUGUUUGGCCUCUGUGGUUUCAUCAUUGUGAGCACUACACUAGCGGUCCUGGUCUCCUAUGGCUACAUCGCAGUGACCAUCCUCAGGAUGCGCUCAGGAUCUGGGCGGCACAAGGUCUUCUCCACCUGUGGCUCCUACCUGACAGCCGUGUCCUUAUUUUAUGGAACACUAUUUGUGAUGUAUGCCCAGCCAGGAGCUGUGGGGUCCAUGGAGCAGGGCAAGGUGGUCUCCGUCUUCUAUACCCUGGUCAUCCCGAUGCUCAACCCCCUCAUCUACAGCCUGCGGAACAAGGAUGUGAAGGAUGCUCUGCAAAGGCUGGGACAGAGGCACAUCGCCAUGUGA